This is a messenger RNA of Aspergillus steynii IBT 23096, 1521 nucleotides long. RefSeq names its product cytochrome P450. The record is from RefSeq and is a predicted model, not a curated record. Lineage: Eukaryota; Fungi; Ascomycota; Eurotiomycetes; Eurotiales; Aspergillaceae. The transcript is spliced from 9 exons. Bases 1 to 1521 code for a protein of 506 amino acids. Gene Ontology annotation, molecular function: oxidoreductase activity, acting on paired donors, with incorporation or reduction of molecular oxygen; iron ion binding; monooxygenase activity.
AUGCUCUACGGAAUUAUCAUUGCCAGCAUAACUAUUUUAUACGCAGCCUGUACUGUCGCCUACCGGCUGUUUCUCCAUCCUUUGGCAAAAUUCCCUGGCCCAAAGCUGGCAGCCGCCUCGAAAUGGUAUGAAGCGUACUUUGAUCUCAUGAAGGGCCCUGGCGGCCAGUUCAUGCACGAGAUCAACCGAAUGCAUGAUAUAUAUGGACCUAUUGUGCGCAUCAACCCCGAUGAGCUCCAUGUGAAGGAUUCGAGUUGGUUUGAUACACUCUACUGUGGUCCUGCAACGGGCAAGAGAAAUAAAUACAAAGCUGCUGCGCACAUGACAGGUACACCAGAUGCGAUAUUCGGAACUGUGGAGCAUGAAACUCACAGACGAAGACGUGCGGCUAUUAGUCCAUUCUUUUCCAAAGCCAUGACGACAUCUGUUGAGCCUCUGAUAUACAACAAGGUGAAAGAGCUCUGUAAAACUGUCCAAUAUCAAGUUUCACAUUAUGGCCACACCGAAAUGCGGACCAACUUCCUGGCUUUUGCUACGGACACCGUCUGCGAGCACACAUUUGCCGACGUUGAAUUAUGCUUGUUACAAUCAGAACGCAAGGCAAAUGAUUGGAAGAAAACUAUCUAUACAUUUACAUGGAUUCUUCCCAUCGCACUAAAGUUACCAUUAGAUCUCCUACGCAAAUUCUUCCCGAGCGUGGCCGGUAUUGCAGAAUUUAGAGUGACAAUGGAGAAAAAGGCACGGCAGGCCACUCGAAGGUCGCGCGAUCAUACGAAACUCAAGACAUCUGAUCAUCAACUCGAUCUUUUUGAUAGCAUCCUCUCAAGCAAGUCAAUACCGACAGAUGACAAAUACGCGCAGCGAAUCGCCCAAGAGGGAUUCGUAGUCGUAGUUGCUGCCGGCGAGACCACGGCUCGGAUGUUGACCAACGCGUUGUACCAUGUCCUCGCCAAUCGACGCACAGUUCUGCCGGAGCUUCAGCGAGAGCUUACUGAGGCUAUCCCAGACCCGAAUACAAGAGUACCUCUGGCACGCUUGGAGAAGCUUCCAUGGCUGACUGCCGUCAUUAGGGAGUCUCUCCGUAUCACCGCAUUAGUAGCGUCAAGGCUACCGCUUGUUUGUCCGGACGAGCCUUUGGCUUAUCGGAACUGGAUUAUUCCAUCCGGAACCCCCAUCGGUAUGACGCUGCGGGAUGUCCUGCUCGAUCCAUCGAUAUUCGACGGCCCCUCGGAAUUCCAGCCGCAACGUUGGAUAGACACACCAAGUAACGGCUUGGAAUGGAUGCAAAACGCCUACGUGCCUUUUGGGCGAGGUAGUCGGAUGUGUGUUGGAUUGAACUUUGCUCAUGCGGAGCUCUAUCUAUGUCUAGGGUAUUUGUUUAGGAUUUCAAACCUGGAUCUCCACAACACGACGCGACGAGAUGUGGAGAUUACCAGGGACUGUUUCAUUGGUGAGGUAUCGGCAGAGAGUAAGGGAAUAAGAGUGAAAUUCUUCGAUAGCCCGAGUCAGGAUCCAGAUUGA